AGUGUACAGUAAGAGGGUGUGUGUGGAGCUUGUCAUUUGCGGGGUCCGCAUUUUCCUGGCAAAAUACGUGGAAAUUUCAUAGUUUCACCCAUAAUAUGAAGUCUCCUCACGAUUAUGAGGAGUACAAUAGUUCGGACUGGGUGCCAAUCACACUGACCCUCGUGGAGUACCCGCGAGGGGACUUGAUCGGUGAGCUUCUGGCGUGGUUGAGCCUGAUGCCAAUGGUUCUUCUGGCUGGAUUCAUCACGCUCAUCCUUUUUCGCAGGGAUUUGCACACAAUUUCGUUCUUCCUGGGAAUGCUGCUGAAUGAGUUCUUCAACAAGAUCCUGAAGCACACCAUUCAAGAGCCUCGUCCUGUUCUCAGGGAGCAUCCGUACACAGAGUACGGAAUGCCCUCCAGUCAUUCCCAGUUCAUGUGUUUCUUCUCCACUUAUGUUCUUCUCUUCGUGCUGAUAAGACUGCAUCACAUGAACAAUAAUGCGCCGCUGGAGAGAGCCAUGCGGAUACUCGUCCUGGCCGCUUGCUGGAUCACGACGGCGCUCGUCUGCUACGGCCGCAUCUACUUGCAAUACCACACAGCGGCGCAGGUGUACGUGGGCGCCGCGGUGGGUAUCUGCACGGGCGCUCUCUGGUUCACCGUGAUUCACUUCUUCCUUACACCCUACUUCCCGCGCAUCGUCACAUGGAAAGUGUCCGAGUUCCUGCUGCUGCGUGACACGACGCUGAUCCCGAAUGUGCUGUGGUUCGAGUACACGGUGACGCGACAGGAGGCGCGUGCGAGAUCCCGAAAGCUUAUCAGCAUGAAAUCCCAGUGACAUCGUUG
Messenger RNA from Phlebotomus argentipes, 823 nucleotides. Its product is annotated as dolichyldiphosphatase 1-like. NCBI's taxonomy places the organism in Eukaryota, Metazoa, Arthropoda, Insecta, Diptera, Psychodidae. The transcript has 4 exons. The record is from RefSeq and is a predicted model, not a curated record. The coding region runs from base 96 to 815 and encodes 239 amino acids. Gene Ontology annotation, molecular function: sphingosine-1-phosphate phosphatase activity.